Messenger RNA from Agelaius phoeniceus (red-winged blackbird), 2761 nucleotides. RefSeq names its product ArfGAP with GTPase domain, ankyrin repeat and PH domain 1 (gene AGAP1). Gene Ontology annotation, molecular function: protein binding; GTPase activator activity; GTP binding. The record is from RefSeq and is a predicted model, not a curated record. Gene Ontology annotation, biological process: activation of GTPase activity. NCBI's taxonomy places the organism in Eukaryota, Metazoa, Chordata, Aves, Passeriformes, Icteridae.
CGCCCCCGCCGCCGCCCGGGGGUCUCGGCGUGAAGGGGCCGGAGCGGAGCGGCCGCGCCAUGAACUACCAGCAGCAGCUGGCGAACUCGGCAGCCAUCCGGGCCGAGAUCCAGCGCUUCGAGUCGGUGCACCCCAACAUCUACUCCAUCUACGAGCUGCUGGAGCGGGUGGAGGAGCCCGUGCUGCAGAACCAGAUCCGCGAGCAUGUCAUCGCCAUCGAAGAUGCCUUUGUGAACAGCCAGGAAUGGACACUGAGCCGCUCUGUGCCCGAGCUGAAAGUGGGGAUCGUGGGGAACCUGGCGAGCGGGAAGUCGGCGCUGGUGCACCGCUACCUGACCGGCACCUAUGUCCAGGAGGAGUCACCUGAAGGUGGGAGAUUCAAGAAGGAGAUAGUGGUUGAUGGACAGAGCUACCUGCUGCUGAUCAGAGAUGAAGGAGGCCCUCCAGAGGCACAGUUUGCCAUGUGGGUGGAUGCUGUUAUCUUUGUGUUCAGCUUGGAGGAUGAGGUCAGCUUCCAGACCGUUUACCACUACUACAGCCGCAUGGCCAGCUAUCGCAACACCAGCGAGAUCCCCAUGGUCCUGGUGGGCACCCAGGAUGCCAUCAGCUCCACCAACCCCCGUGUCAUCGACGAUGCCAGAGCCAGGAAGUUGUCCAAUGACCUCAAGAGAUGCACUUACUACGAGACCUGCGCGACCUACGGGCUCAACGUGGAGAGAGUCUUCCAUGACGUUGCCCAGAAGAUCGUUUCCACCAAGAAGAAGCAGCAGCUCUCAAUCGGACCCUGCAAAUCUCUGCCCAACUCUCCGAGCCACUCCUCCGUGUGUUCUGCCCAGGUUUCUGCCGUACAUAUCAGCCAGACCAGUAAUGGAGGAGGGAGUUUAAGUGAUUAUUCCUCCUCUGUCCCAUCAACUCCAAGCACCAGCCAGAAGGAGCUGCGGAUUGAUGUUCCUCCCACUGCCAACACUCCAACUCCUGUCCGUAAACAGUCCAAGCGCCGCUCCAACCUCUUCACGUCUCGGAAAGGGAGUGACCCAGACAAAGAGAAGAAGGUCCUGGAGAGCAGAACAGACAGCAUUGGAAGCGGCCGUGCAAUCCCAAUUAAACAGGGGAUGCUGCUGAAGCGGAGUGGCAAGUCCCUGAACAAGGAGUGGAAGAAGAAGUACGUGACACUGUGUGACAAUGGCGUGCUGACCUACCACCCCAGCCUGCACGAUUACAUGCAGAAUGUUCAUGGCAAAGAGAUUGACUUGCUGAGAACCACUGUGAAGGUCCCUGGCAAGAGGCCACCCCGAGCCACCUCAGCCUGUGCCCCCAUCUCCAGCCCCAAAACCAACGGCCUCUCCAAAGACAUGAGCAGUUUACACAUCUCGCCAAAUUCAGGGAACGUGACUACUAGCACAUCUGUGUCUCAGAUGGCCAGUGGGAUCAGUCUGGUGUCCUUCAACAGCCGCCCGGACGGUUUGCACCAGCGCUCCUACUCGGUCUCCAGUGCAGAUCAGUGGAGUGAGGCCACAGUCAUUGCCAACUCUGGCAUUAGCAGUGACACGGGCCUGGGAGAUUCAGUGUGCUCCAGCCCCAGCAUCUCCAGCACCACCAGCCCCAAGCUGGACCCCCCUCCUUCCCCCCACGCCAACAGAAAGAAGCACCGCCGGAAGAAAAGCACAAGCAACUUCAAAGCUGAUGGCAUCUCGGGCACGGCUGAGGAGCAAGAAGAGAACUUUGAGUUUAUCAUUGUCUCUCUCACGGGCCAGACUUGGCACUUUGAAGCAACCACCUAUGAAGAGAGGGAUGCAUGGGUCCAAGCCAUAGAGAGCCAGAUCCUGGCCAGUUUACAGUCCUGUGAGAGCAGCAAGAACAAGUCGCGUCUGACCAGUCAGAACGAGGCCAUGGCCCUGCAGUCCAUCAGGAACAUCAGAGGCAACUCCCACUGCGUGGACUGCGAGGCACAGAACCCCGACUGGGCCAGCCUCAACCUGGGAGCCCUCAUCUGCAUCGAAUGCUCAGGUAUCCACCGCAACCUCGGCACGCACCUGUCCCGCGUGCGCUCCCUGGACCUGGACGACUGGCCCAUCGAGCUCAUCAAGGUCAUGUCAGCCAUUGGCAACGAGCUGGCCAACAGUGUGUGGGAGGAGAACAGCCAAGGCCACGUGAAGCCUUCCCCAGACUCCACCAGGGAAGAAAAAGAGCUCUGGAUACGCGCCAAGUACGAGCAGAAGCUCUUCCUCGCCCCUCUGCAGUGCCUGGAGCUCUCUCUGGGCCAGCACCUCCUGAGGGCCACGGCUGAGGAGGACUUGAGGACGGUGAUCCUGCUGCUGGCCCACGGCACGCGGGACGAGGUCAACGAGACCUGCGGCGACGGCGACGGGCGCACGGCCCUGCACCUGGCCUGCCGCAAGGGCAACGUGGUGCUGCUGCAGCUCCUCAUCUGGUACGGCGUGGACGUGAUGGCGCGCGACGCCCACGGGAACACGGCGCUGGCCUACGCCCGGCAGGCCUCCAGCCAGGAGUGCAUCGACGUGCUGCUGCAGUACGGCUGCCCCGACGAGCGCUUCGCCCUCAUGGCCACCCCAAACCUGUCCAGGAAGAACAACAACCGCAACAACAGCGGCGGGAGGAUGCCCACCAUCAUCUGAGGGGAGCGCCUUGGCUGAGCCCGGCGGCAGCCGCAGCCUCACAUUCCUCCAUCGCCAUCGCAGCUCCGCUCUGUGAGUCCGCUGCCUCUCCUCCUCCUCCUCCCUUUUCCCUGCGGUCCAUCCCG